GGCCGCCCCGGGGCGAUGGGGCUCCUCGACCGCCUGCCCCCCAUGGACCACCUCCGCUCCGAGAAGAUGUGCUUCGUGCAGCUCAUCUUCCCCGCCGAGACCGCGCGCCUCGCCGUCACCUACCUCGGCGAGGUCGGACUCAUCCAGUUCAAGGACUUGAAUGAGGAUAAGAGUCCUUUUCAGCGUAUAUUUGUCAAUCAGGUAAAGCGGUGUGCAGAAAUGUCACGGAAGCUUAAGUUUUUCAGUGAUCAGAUCAACAGGGCAGGUGUUAGAUCUUCUGUCCGGCCUGCACUACAACCUGAGAUUGAUUUGGAGGAGCUAGAGGCAAAAUUGGGUGAGCAUGAGCAUGAGCUGCUUGAGAUGAAUAGUAAUAGCGGGACAUUACAGCAGAGAUACAACGAACUUUUUGAAUUCAAGCUGGUCUUGUCAAAGGCAGGUCGCAUCCUUGCUGCUUCUCAAAAUCAUGCAACUCCAUCCGACCUGGAGCUAGAUGAACACAUAUAUGACAAGGAAGUGGAUGAGGGCAAUUCUUAUUUGCUUGAGCAGGGUAUACAAGGGGCCUCAGAGUCUGGUGUUAGGUUUGUUAGUGGGAUAGUAUUGAAGUCCAAGGCAUUGGCUUUUGAGACGAUGCUUUUCCGAUCUACGAGAGGAAAUAUGUUUUUCAAUCAAGCACCUGCAGGGGAACCUGUUACUGAUCCCAUUUCUGGUGAAGAGGUAGAGAAGACUGUUUUUGUAGUUUACUUUUCUGGAGAGCAGACUAAAGCAAUAAUUUUGAGGAUUUGUGCUUCAUUUGGAGCAAGUUGCUACCCUGUCCCAGAGGAGAUGGUCAAGCAGAGGCAAAUUUUUCGUGAGGUGUCAUCACGCCUCUCUGAUCUUGAAGUCACCUUGGAUGCUGGAAUUCAGCACAGAAACAAAGCACUUGAGUCAGUAGGCUCCCAAUUAUGGAGGUGGAUAAUCAUGGUAAAGAAGGAGAAAGCUGUUUAUGAUACACUGAACAUGCUGAACUUUGAUGUAACAAAGAAAUGCCUUGUUGGAGAAGGAUGGUGUCCAAUAUUUGCUAAAUCUCAGAUCGAGGAUGUUCUGCAGCGUGCAACACUUCACAGCAACUCACAAGUUGGAAUAAUAUUUCAUGAGAUGGACACUAUUGACUCACCACCUACAUACUUCCGAACUGAUAAAUUUACAAAUGCUUACCAGGAGAUUGUUGAUGCAUAUGGUGUUGGUCGAUAUGAAGAAAUUAAUCCAGCUGUAUAUUCUGUUAUCACAUUCCCAUUUCUUUUUGCUGUUAUGUUUGGAGAUUGGGGUCAUGGAAUAUGUUUGUUGAUUGGAGCUUUGUUUCUUAUACUUCGUGAAAAGAAACUGUCCUCUCAGAAGCUUGAUAGCUUUACGGAGAUGGCAUUUGGUGGGCGUUAUGUUAUUCUUCUGAUGGCAUUGUUCUCAAUAUACUGUGGGCUCAUAUACAACGAGUUCUUCUCAGUUCCAUUCCAUAUAUUUGGCAAAUCUGCGUAUGCAUGUCGUGACAAUUCCUGCAGUGAUGCACAUACUGCCGGUCUCAUAAAAGUUCGUGAUCCCUACCCUUUUGGAGUGGACCCAAGCUGGCGUGGAAGUCGAUCUGAGUUACCCUUUCUAAAUUCGUUGAAGAUGAAGAUGUCUAUACUGAUGGGUGUCUCCCAGAUGAAUUUGGGGAUUUUAUUGAGUUAUUUUGAUGCAAAGUUUCAUAAAAAUGCCCUUGACAUAAGGCACCAAUUUAUACCGCAGAUGAUUUUUCUGAAUAGCCUCUUUGGUUACUUAGCACUCCUAAUUCUCAUCAAGUGGUGCACGGGCUCUAAAGCCGAUCUUUAUCACGUAAUGAUAUAUAUGUUCCUUGACCCUGCUGGAGAUCUUGGAGAGAAUGAACUGUUUUGGGGCCAGAGGGGACUCCAGAUGAUUUUGCUGGUUCUGGCUCUUAUAGCUGUUCCAUGGAUGCUCUUCCCCAAGCCUUUCAUUCUGAGGAGACUUCAUAAGGAGAGAUUUCAAGGUCACAGCUAUCGCUUCCUUGGGACAUCUGAAAUGGAUCCAGAUUCUGAACCUGACUCUGCCCGUUCACGUCAUGAUGAUUUCAAUUUUGGUGAAGUUUUUGUGCACCAAAUGAUACAUUCCAUCGAGUUCGUUCUUGGGGCUGUAUCAAAUACGGCAUCAUACCUUCGACUUUGGGCCUUGAGCUUGGCACAUUCUGAGCUAUCAACAGUCUUCUACGAGAAGUUGCUUUUGCUUGCAUGGGGGUAUGAUAGUCUGAUCGUGAGAUCAGUGGGGCUUAUAGUUUUUGCCUUUGCUACUGCGUUUAUAUUGCUCGGGAUGGAAUCAUUAAGUGCCUUUCUUCAUGCAUUGCGUCUACACUGGGUUGAGUUUAUGAACAAGUUCUACCACGGGGAUGGCUACAAAUUCAAACCAUUUUCAUUUGCUCUGCUAGAAGACGACGAAGACUGAUAUACAUACCGAAUUCGGCGCGUUGGAGAGAUUAAACUUGCUCUUGAAAAUUUUGGGGCACAGUUGUGGAACUUCGUGAGAAGGAUAGGUUUUCCCCAAUACACAGCAUUUUGUCACACCACCAGACUUCUUCCCAAGCACCUA
Molecule: messenger RNA, 2610 nt
Organism: Lolium rigidum
Lineage: Eukaryota; Viridiplantae; Streptophyta; Magnoliopsida; Poales; Poaceae
Product: V-type proton ATPase subunit a1
Exons: 18
Coding region: 16-2466 (816 amino acids)
Biological process (GO): proton transmembrane transport; vacuolar acidification
Cellular component (GO): vacuolar proton-transporting V-type ATPase, V0 domain; vacuolar proton-transporting V-type ATPase complex
Molecular function (GO): proton-transporting ATPase activity, rotational mechanism; ATPase binding
Source: RefSeq, a predicted model, not a curated record